Messenger RNA from Mya arenaria, 1975 nucleotides. Its product is annotated as G-protein coupled receptor moody-like. NCBI's taxonomy places the organism in Eukaryota, Metazoa, Mollusca, Bivalvia, Myida, Myidae. Gene Ontology annotation, molecular function: G protein-coupled receptor activity. Gene Ontology annotation, cellular component: membrane. Gene Ontology annotation, biological process: G protein-coupled receptor signaling pathway. The transcript has a single exon. The coding region runs from base 461 to 1495 and encodes 344 amino acids. The record is from RefSeq and is a predicted model, not a curated record.
UUUGAAGACGUGCGAACUCUGAUGAAAUGUUUUAAAUAGCCAAAUCUUAAUUGACUGCACGUGCCAUUUUUGAGAGAAAUUCUGACUUGGAUAUAUAUUUAAUCCCUUUCAUUUGGUAAGUCAUAAACUAACGAUGGAACGAACAUAGCAUAACUGGCUUAGUUUCCGAUGAUUCGAUAAAAUGUACAAUUGCUGUACUUAAAGAGCGCUGCAAAUCGCUCAAAUUUUAAGUUUCUAAAUGAACAUGAAAAUUGAGCUUUGUACUCGGAUUACUAUAUUAUUCCACAUCAGUGAAUCAUUUCUUGGAAAUAGACGAGACAAAAAUCAUGCAUUUUUAAUGUAUAAGAAGACAAGGUGACAUAAAUUAUCCAGUUUAAUAGACGAUCAUUUACAAACUAUACUGAAGUUUGUGUCAAAAUUGGUAUAAAAGCCAGUAAUUCGUGAAAUACCUGUCAUCAAGAUGAACGAGGGGGAUAUUAAUAAGAUUCUGAACGUAUCGGGCGCCAAAUAUCAAAUUUCACCAGGACUUGGUGACGGAAGCUUCAAUGGGACGGAUUGUUUUGAAUGGUGGUGCGUUGAACACGCCACUCUGAUUGUUCUGGAAGCCGUGGCCAUCAUUCUGUGUCUAGUGGGCAGCUUUGGAAAUUUAGUAACUGUGCUUGCUAUAUUAUUCUCAAGCCUCCGAUACAGCGUAAACUGUAUCUUGAUAGGCAGUCUCAGCUUCGCUGGAUUUUUGUACUGCUCGCUAAUCAUGUCGAUGCAAGCAGUAAUUUUUCAUAGGAAAUCUCACAAAAUACCGCACGACUUCUGCUCGGCAGCAGGAGGAAUUCGUUAUACCCUGACUGGAGUGAUAAUGGCACACUUAGCUGCCAUUGCAUUGUACAGGUUUCUGAAUGUCGUUUAUAUCAACAAGUACAGAUAUAUGUCAGACAACCGACAACUCGUCAUUUCUCUUGUCGUUUGUUGGGUGUUGCCCUUGAUUUUCACCAUUCCUCCUACCUUUCGGGUGUGGGGUGCAUUCCGAUUUCAGUCCCAGAUUCUCUCGUGUACGUUUGACAAAAGUGCUGACCAAAGCAACAGAGUUGCCAUGGUAACCGCUGGUUUUAUUGUACCUUGUCUUUUUAUCAUAUACUGCUACGCCCGGAUCGGUUGUACCGCUUACAGAAGCUUUAAACGUGUUAGUCGAUGGAAGGGCAACUCUCCCCAGUCAAAGGCAAUACGAAUUUCAACAAUGAUGAUGUGUAUAUUUUUAAUAUUUUUCCUCGGUACCUUCCCCUACUUUGUUUUGAACGUGACGGACAAAUGUUUUAAACACCCUAUUCACCACAUUUGGACAACUAUGUUUGCUUGGGUGUUGUACUGUUUUAACCCUAUAGUGUACACUCUGAUGGACAAUAACUUUAGGACAGCGUACAAGAAGAUAUUGAUGGGUGAUUGUGAAAAGAAUCCUGUUAGGAGGGCCGGAAGUACAUUUUCACGUGCAGCUUCUGUUUAGAUAUGAAAUAUUACAACUAUUUAAAUGUUAUAUUUUCACAUUGGAAAAUUAUGUUGUGUCACGUCCAUACUGAAUGAGAUUAAGAUAAAUUCCCCACUCUUUAAAAAAGUCAUACAUUCAAGUUAACACUAUAUAUAUAUCUACUUCUACCAGUUUCAAUACAAGUUCUGACAGAGAUUGUGUAACAAUUCUACUCCCGUUUUAAAAAUUUGUAUAAACUGUAUAUUAUGUGUAUACAUGAGUGUGAAAUUUGUCGAACCUAGUCUAGGGGGAAAGACAAGUAACCGUAAUAACAGAAUGUUUCUUAAAAAUGUGUCGAUAAAAUAAAAAAUAACAUCUGUAUGAUCAAGCAUACGAUGAGAAGUUUGUUUUCCCGAUAAAGCCUUAAUAUGUAUUUUUUCCUGUUUUAAAUCAUGAAUUAUACAUAUAACGGAAGACAUUUAAUAUGUUAAAGACUUUGUCAUAAAACUCAGUUUUAUA